Neofelis nebulosa (Clouded leopard) is the source of this 3382-nucleotide messenger RNA. It is a transcript of the gene CA5B, whose product is annotated as carbonic anhydrase 5B. Bases 161 to 1114 code for a protein of 317 amino acids. Gene Ontology annotation, cellular component: mitochondrion; cytoplasm. Lineage: Eukaryota; Metazoa; Chordata; Mammalia; Carnivora; Felidae. The transcript has 8 exons. The record is from RefSeq and is a predicted model, not a curated record. Gene Ontology annotation, molecular function: carbonate dehydratase activity; zinc ion binding.
GCUGUGGGGCGUGACGAUGGGGCGUGGCUAUGAUGGCCCCCCGCACUAGCGGCAGGUCCCGGGACUAGAGCUAGCCGCCAAGGUUCGCGCUCUGGAGAAACGCUAAGGUUAUCAGGUUCCUGCACGUUAUUUCGGGCCUGAUCAACAUUUCAAGCUAAACAUGGUGGUGAUGAGUAUCCUCAGGGCCAUUCUGCAAGCCUCUCCAUGCAGGUCACCGUGGAGAAGAUUCCAGAUCCCCAGCUCCGUGCCGGCGAGGCCCUGCAGCCUCUACACCUGCACGUACAAAACCCGGAACCGAGCCUUGCACCCGCUCUGGGAGAGCGUGGACCUGGUCCCGGCGGGCGAGCGCCAGUCGCCCAUCAACAUCCGGUGGAGGGACAGUGUGUAUGAUCCUGGCUUAAAACCGCUCACCAUCUCUUACGACCCGACCACCUGCCUCCACGUCUGGAAUAACGGGUACUCCUUCCUCGUGGAAUUUGAAGAUUCUACAGAUAAAUCCGUGAUCGAGGGAGGACCCCUGGAACACAACUACCGACUGAAGCAAUUCCAUUUUCACUGGGGGGCCAUUGAUGCUUGGGGCUCCGAGCACACUGUGGACAGCAAAUGUUACCCGGCAGAGCUGCACUUGGUACAUUGGAAUGCAGUCAAAUUUGAAAACUUUGAGGAUGCAGCACUGGAAGAAAAUGGUUUGGCUGUGAUAGGAGUAUUUUUAAAGCUAGGAAAACAUCACAAAGAGCUGCAGAAAUUGGUGGAUACUUUGCCAUCAAUCAAGCAUAAGGACACCCUUGUGGAAUUUGGGUCAUUUGAUCCUUCCUGCCUGAUGCCCGCCUGCCCAGAUUACUGGACCUACUCGGGGUCCCUGACUACCCCGCCCCUCUCCGAGUCUGUCACCUGGAUCAUUAAGAAGCAGCCCGUAGAGGUUGAUCACGAUCAGCUUGAGCAGUUUCGGACCCUGCUCUUCACUUCGGAGGGGGAGAAAGAGAAAAGAAUGGUGGACAAUUUCCGCCCCCUUCAGCCCCUAAUGAAUCGCACUGUCCGCUCUUCCUUCCGUCACGAUUACGUACUGAAUAUACAAGCGAAACCCCAGCCUUCAACUAGCCAAGCAACUCCCUAAGACACUCAUAUCUAGGCACUACUUUGCUUUAAUGAAUACAUACUAGCUUUUUAGAGAUUGCUGAUUGGAGUGUUCUAAACGCCUACAUUUAAUAAUAAUUGUAGAUGCGCAUUUCUUGGUGUGGCAGUGCUCCUUCAGUGUUUGAAGAAAGCUCUUUGGUAAAGAAGUUCUUAAGUUUUAUUGAUAAUGAUGUUUAACACUGAUGUGGCAGUAAGAGACACAAGUUUGUCCUUCAGCAACCUGUUGGUAAUCGUAAUGUCUUUUUAUGUCCUAUAUUUCUGAGUUGUCUUAUGUUUAUUAGUUGUCUUUUUAUGUUUAUUAGUUAGUAACUCUAUAGAGUUGUAAGUAGUGAUGGUAAUCAAAAUAUUUAACACCGGUAAGGUGCAGACACUGACCAUCCAGAAUGCAGGCCUUUCAGAAAUGGCCCCAGCGCCCAAACUGGUACUUCCUGGCUAGCUGAACAUUGGCCAUGGUUUUAGGGAUAUUUUAUUUCAAAAUCUGAAUGUAUAUUCUUUUCUAAAGCCUUCUCAACAAGUAUAUUUGCCUGAUCUUUAGUUGUUAUCCCUAGUACAUGAUAUGCUUACUAUCAAUUUAUGACAUAGAAGAAAAUAUUUUGUAGUUCUAAGAAAAUAAGAAUUUACUUAUAACGGGGAAUCCUUUUGCACUUCUGAAGAUCAAAUAUUUUACCUCAAGACCUGAUCAUAUAGAAAGCAUAUACAGAGCAUUUUAAAGAAAAUGCUUGAGGUUCCUAGAAUUUAAAAUUCUUUCAUGCUUUAUUUACAGGCAUCAUUUUCAAAAGACUAGUAAUAUAAUAGUCUAUAGUUUAUAGUGUUAUUUUGCAUUGUUUGUACACUGUUUCAUAGAAUAUAAUAUUUUCCACAAUAACAGAACUAUCAUGGCUUUCCUUGAGAACUGCCUGACCUUUAUUUCAUGAGUUGAGGUUCUGUGCAAGGCAGGUGCUCAACAUAAAUCUCCCAGUUAAUAUAAUGGUUUAAAUGACUUCUGCUACAGUAAUAAGGAGAGAAAAUUAACAGGCUAAAAUCUAGAGAAUUCUACGUAUUUGGGGGAAUCCAUGCCAUUGUUGCCUUUGCUUGUAAAUAUCUUGGAAUGUUUCUAGUUGCCUAUAAGCCUGUGUUCAAACUCAAUAUUGAAUUUACUGGUGGUCUUUCUUUCAUUAGUAUGCUAGUCAUCUGAUCUGCAAGGUAGGGUUGGAUGAGUAGACUUGACACUACUAAACUAUACACUGUAAAAGUUUAAGAUGGUAAAUUUUAUGUGUAUCUUACCACAGUUAAAAAUAAAUAAUACAUUCAGUAGAAGAAAAAGAGGGUUGGAGUUGUAUAUGUGAGUUUUGGGGGGGGGUAUGGAUAUCUGCUCUUAAAAAAGGGAGGGGGCGCUCCUGGGUGGCCCAGUCCAUUAAGCAUCAGACUCUUGAUCUCAGCUCAGGUCAUCAUGACCUCACGGUUCGUGAGAUGGAGCCCUGUGCCACGCUUAAGAUCGUCUCUCUCCCUCUCUCUCUAAAAAAUAAAUAAACAAACAGAUAAAUAAUUUUUUUGUUUUGUUUUUAAAGGGGGGGGGUGAAGGCAUUUGCUUCUAGAGUACAUGCCUUCUCUGGGAAGAAAAUGAAUAAAAUUCUUAAAAAGAUAAAUGCGAGGGGAAAAGUUUAUGUUAACUAUCUAAUUGAUCUGUUCAAACCAUAUUUAUCUUUAAAAGGGUAAACACACGAUAUGCAUUUUCUAGAGCACAGGGCUUCCCUCCUAGGCCUCUCACAAAGUCUUUGUGCAAAAUUCUAUUGCAGUGAGUCUUCCAAAUUGGAGUGAGAACCAGUGCACCAAUAUCCGACUUACCCUUACUUCUUAGAGCUACAGAGGAUGUCUUUAUUGGGUGUGUCCCAGCUUGCCACUCCUGAUUCACCUGCACCUGGUGUUUUGGUGUGAUUAUUAACAGCACCCUCUCGCUCUCAACCAUGUCCUGGUUCUCAUGAUCAAUUCUUGCUCACCUUCUCUGCGGAGGUUACAUGGAAACCGCCUUGGGGAGGUGUGUUUCUUUUCCUCGGUGCCUUAGUCAUCUGAGCUCCGAAGGGGCUUGCAGAUUCCAGGGCUACUGAUACACCCUAACAAGAAAUGUUGUGUCUUUUGUGCCUCCAAAAGUGUUUUACUUGUACCUUCCUAAACAGCAAGGGGCAAAAUGUCCUUGAGAAGGAAUUUUGUAUUAACAUUGCUGCUUAUCUUCAUUAAAUACUAUAAUAAAACCCUUUCUUUACAAUAUUAA